Molecule: messenger RNA, 915 nt
Organism: Fragaria vesca subsp. vesca
Lineage: Eukaryota; Viridiplantae; Streptophyta; Magnoliopsida; Rosales; Rosaceae
Exons: 1
Coding region: 169-915 (248 amino acids)
Source: RefSeq, a predicted model, not a curated record
ACAAACACAAAAAAACCCUCUCUUUCUCUCUCUCUCCCAGACUCCCACGCACUCACUGCUCUCUCUUCUGUACGGUCUACUCCAUACUCCUCUUCUCCAUUUCUUCACUCCAAUCCAUCCUUCAUCUCUAGCUUCCUCCAUUUCUGUUUCGAUUUCUCUAUCUCUAAAAUGGAUUCAUGGAGCUUCGUCGACAACGUCAAGGCCGAGAAAGCCAGCGCCAUGCGGAGGUACAACCGCCUCCGCGCCAUCGCCAGGCUCUUCCGCCUUGCCGAGCUCUGCCUCGCUGCUGUCCUCCUCUCUUGGACCUUCACCCGCCUCCCCUGCGCCCUCCGCGUCUCCGUCGACUACCUCCGCCUCUUCUCCGGCGUCGUCUCCAGCCCCCUCUUUGUUUUCCUCGUCUGCAACGCCAUCAUCGUCUCUCUCUUCGCCAAGUCCCACCACCUCGCCACCGCCCCUCCAAACAUCGAAGUCGAGACUCACCUUUACGAUCAGUUCACCGACGGAAAGAAGUCGAGCUCCAGUGACGACGUCGUCCCGAAAGAGGAGGUUGUGUAUGAGGACAAGCAGAUCAUCUCCGAGGUGAUGAGCACCGCCGGCGAUCCUAAAGGUGAAGCGAACUUGGACUCCGGCGCGGAGUCAGAGUCGGACUCGGGUUUGGAGUUUACGAAAGCGAUACGGAGGACGAAGUCAGAGAAGUUCGUUAGAGAUGUUCCGGCGAAGCUAAAAAGGUCGGACACGGAGAAUUGCCGGAAAAUGCUGAAGUCCGGCGAGGAAACGGUGCCCGAAGAUUUAGAUCAGGAGGACGGCUUGAGCAACGAGGAGUUUCAACGCGCCAUUGAAGCUUUCAUUGAGAGGCAGAAGAGGUUUCGUCAUGAAGAAGAGUCUAUGGCCAUUGUGCUUCAAAACCAGAGCUGA